AUGCCCUUCGCUGGCUUUGUACGGGCGUGGAAGGCUAGUGUAUCAGAUGAUACUAUUCGGAACUGCUUCCGCAAGAGUACGGUGCUUCAUGAUGGACAAACCCGGUACGAUGAAACCCCACCGGCCACGCCGGUAUAUACGGAAGAUUCUGAAUUGAGGCCACUUUAUAAUGAGGUUUCUAUAAAGCUGGUGAAUCAAGCAGAUGCGCAAGUAAUCCUUCCGGAUGAAGCAUUCAUCAACCCGCCGGGCGAGAAUAUAGAUACUGGACCACUUGAUUUAUCUGAUAACAUUGUCAAUGUUGGUGAUGAUAGCAAUCCGUUGGCAGAGGAGGACGAUAUAUAUGGGCCACCACUACUUGAUAUUCCGACCAAUACGCUUGUCAAGGGGCAUCUAGAUGAUUUGUCUACAUGGGCUUCAAACAGGGAAGGGGUAUCAGAAGAGGAUAUGUCUUAUAUUGAGGCUUUGAUGAAGCUACACGCAAGGCUACAGAUAAAUGGGAGGAAACAGAAGACACUGGAGGAGAUGGGAUUCAAACCUAAAUAG
Molecule: messenger RNA, 543 nt
Organism: Penicillium samsonianum
Lineage: Eukaryota; Fungi; Ascomycota; Eurotiomycetes; Eurotiales; Aspergillaceae
Exons: 1
Coding region: 1-543 (180 amino acids)
Source: RefSeq, a predicted model, not a curated record